Messenger RNA from Amaranthus tricolor (Joseph's coat), 653 nucleotides. Its product is annotated as cytochrome b-c1 complex subunit 9-like. The record is from RefSeq and is a predicted model, not a curated record. Lineage: Eukaryota; Viridiplantae; Streptophyta; Magnoliopsida; Caryophyllales; Amaranthaceae. The transcript has 3 exons. Bases 158 to 376 code for a protein of 72 amino acids. Gene Ontology annotation, biological process: mitochondrial electron transport, ubiquinol to cytochrome c.
UUUUUAUUAAAAUAAAGUUCGUUGUUUAUUUUUAUUUUUAUUAAAAAACAAGUUCGGCCCUAAUUAGAUUGAAGCAUUCGGUCUCCUCUAUUCUCGAAAUUCUAAUCUCCAUAAUUUCUGUAACCUGAUUUGAUUGAAGAGAGAAAAAAGAAUCGCCAUGGAUGCAGCAGUAAGAAGAUCUGGCGGAGGACUAUGGGAAGGCCUUUACCGUGUUGUUAUGCGCCGCAACUCCAUCUAUGUCACCUUCGUCAUCGCCGGCGCUUUCGUCGGUGAGCGGGUAGUGGAUUAUGGAGUUCAUAGACUGUGGGAGUACAACAACCAAGGGAAACGAUACGAAGACAUCCCUGUGCUUGGACAAAGACAAUCAGAAGAAUAACUCCUGUUUUCAUUCUCUGAGGGGUUAAAUCAUGCGGAAGUUUGUUGCAUUUUGAAUUUAGAAUGGGAUAUUGAAGCCAGUUGGGCAUAUUGAUUUUUGUAAUAACGAAUGCUGUUUCGUUUUUGUAUUUGACAAUCUGAAGCUUGUUAACGGCUCAGAUCGCAAUCUUACAUAAUCGGAAACUCGGAAUAUUUCCUUGCUGUUGCAUUCAAUCAUUUUCGAUGUACUGCUAGACCAAAAUCUGUGUUCAAUGUAUGAUUGAUCUGUUCGAGCUUGC